AGAGCCACAUCCCUGCUCUGCCUGCCUCCCAGCUGGAUGCUCCUCUCUGCCACACCGUCGCUGGUGAGCCGGAGAGGAUGGACACACUGCGAAGAAGCCUUUCUCGCUGGAAGAGGUACCACAUUAAGGUGCACUUGGCUGAUGAGGACCUGAUGAUGCCGCUGACCGUCAAGCCCAGAGACACAGUGAUGGACCUACGGGCUUACCUAGUACGGGAGGGCGUCACUUCCUGGAAGAAAACAUUUUAUUACAACUCCAGGCAGCUUGAAGAGCAUGAGACUUUGAAAGCAGCCAAUAUCCAGAACGGCUCAGUCCUGCUUCUUGUCAGCAACAAAAGAUAACGCCAAAGAGCACAGCAAAAGCCAUGGGAGACGGGGAGCGUGACAGGAGCUGAAAGGAAGCAGAUGGAAGGGAGCCUGACCAUGGAACGCAGCGUGGCCACGGGCGCUGCGAGCCAUGUGGUCGAAGCUGCCCAAGGAGAAGCGUGGGUUAGGCUGACUCAGCUCCUGAGGGCAAUGAAUCAGAGUGAAAUGCCCUUGAAAGGGUAAGUCCUGCCUGGAUGGUGAAGCAAGAAGGAGCUGAGGUGGGCUUUGCUAAGGGCCUCUGAUGGGAAUGGUUGACAUCUGAGCCUCCUUCCAACCCCCUUGCAGGAUUCCUCAGUAAGUUGGCCUUUGUUUUCCUAUGUGCAAGUCUGAGAUAAUUUGUUGUACCUUUUCUCUCACUCUUUGUCCACUGAAAUGUAAGUGACUCAGGGUAGGGACUGUUUGUGCUUCUGAGCAGUUCCUACGUGGUGUGGCCCUGAAUCCCAGGCUGAAAGCUCUGUCCAGCAAACAAGUGUUAAGUGCACUCAAAACAGUCCUGGUGCUUGACAGCCUUUAUAUAUCCCAAGGACAGAAGCUGGCUUGUCGCUGUAAUGGGGACUGUCUUGCCUGACAUUAAGGCUACACUGUUAUACCAAAACGACCUUAUUUUGAGAUGGAGCUUAUAGAGCAGUGAGCCUCCUUGUGUUGUUCUCCUACCUCUGUGCCAGUGCCCCAACUCCUGAACCAGCUGACCUGAUUCUGCCCAGUUUGACAGAGCGCAAGAGGUCUCACACAUCCAAGAUUCCUGCAAUUUUUGUGAAGAAGCAGCAGCUGGACAGAGGGCAGAUAUUUAAGUUAAUAUCCUAUUGCAGGAGAGGUAAUUGCAUCUCUGCUCCUAUCUGGUUUGAGGUGCAGCAGCCGGGUCAGCUGGCAUUUAGAUAGUGGCUGCUCAAUCAGUGCUUCUCUGCAAAGUGGUGCUGUGCUGCGCCAUGCCUGCAGGGCGGGAGGCUGCUGGGAGAGCUGCAGGCUUCGCUGGGGAGGGGAUGAGGGUGCCCUGGGGAUAUUGGGAGCACCGAGAAAGGGAGUGAAAAGAAAGCAGUUGUAAUACAUAAAUCAGGUGAAUGGGUUUCACCAGUUCCCCUGCUGACAGAACAACUCACUUUUUAGGUUUAAACUUAUUUUCAGGACAGAAUGAAUGUUUCUUUAAGCACUACAGUACAUUCCCCAGAAAGUUUUAGUGAUCAACAACUGUGGACUGAACCCCUAAACCUGCAUUUUCUGUUGCUCAGCCGAAGAAAAUGCCUUUCCAGAUUUUUUUUGGUGACAAGAAAAUGAUCUGAAGAAACACCAUAGCAAAUGGAGUUUCUCAUUUUCCAGGUCUUUUUUCCCCCUUUUCCCUACAAACAAGUAUUUUCCCACAUAUUUCCUUGGACUUUGCAUGGAAAGAGAUUCUGGGAUAGACAAAGAGAGGUGAGCACAGCUGAGGAGCUUUCAGCCCAAGCAGCAGAGAUGGACAAAAGGAGGGAUGUACCUUUCCAAGGUCACCCAACACGCUGGGAGCGCAGUGCUGGUGUGUGUGGGUCAGCAUUGCUGCCACUUCGCCAUGCGGCGCCUCUCCAUGUCUGCCUGUCCUGCCAUAAUGAGACUUCUGGAGCACAGCCAGUGCUUUUCUGAGAGCCUGAAAAGUGCCUUGCGCAGCCCAGGUGCAGCCAUAGUAAUAAUUUAAAUUUAACAAUAAUAUUAAAGUGGAGGCAUGCCACUGAAGAUGGGACCCAUUCAGCAACAGAACCCUAAACUAAUGUCUGUCUUCUGGUAAAAUGUACAAUUUGUCUCCCAGAGUCUGGGAGGCCACUAUUUACUUCUCUGGUCCUGAUGAUCACAGAUGUGUGCUCUGCAGAAGGCAAAGUGACCUGAGUAGAAUUCUGCCCAGUCUCUGCUCUAACACCUUGUGCCUGCAGCUGGCAGCUUUGGUCAGUGCUGGAAGUCUUUCUGCAGCUCAGGAGAAUAUCUGGAAAGAAUAAAUUAACUGUGGUGGUGUGUGGAGCUGCUUGGAAUAAUGUUUUUUUCAGAGAUAGGCUUUGAUUGACACUUCAGAUCUGCCUGACAAUCUUUUAUUCUAAGUGCAGUUGCUGCCUUUCUUCAGAGCAAGAAGAGCUGGUUUGGUUGCUGUCCUUCAAAUGAUGGAUCUUAUCACGUGGGAAAAAGAA
Gallus gallus (chicken) is the source of this 2509-nucleotide messenger RNA. RefSeq lists its product as uncharacterized. The transcript has 3 exons. NCBI's taxonomy places the organism in Eukaryota, Metazoa, Chordata, Aves, Galliformes, Phasianidae. Gene Ontology annotation, molecular function: protein binding. The record is from RefSeq and is a predicted model, not a curated record. The coding region runs from base 78 to 341 and encodes 87 amino acids.